Messenger RNA from Schistosoma bovis, 460 nucleotides. The record is from the annotation of a GenBank genome assembly. NCBI's taxonomy places the organism in Eukaryota, Metazoa, Platyhelminthes, Trematoda, Strigeidida, Schistosomatidae.
AAAACAACCGGAACCCAAUGAAUUGGCAAAUUAUGAAUAUCAAGAUCAUGUUAAUCAAUCUAAUCAAAUAAAUAAAUUGAUAACUGCUACUACUCUGACUAAUAAUAAUAGUAGUGGUAGUAAAGAUCCUGGUGCAUUUGAAACACAUCGUCGUCAACUAUCUUCUACAUCAUCAAUCAGUUUAGGUUAUGCUACAGGUCCUGGAACAAUUGCAACUCCUUCAUCCGCCUCUUCAUCAUCUACUAGCUACGGUUAUGGUUAUGGAUAUGUAGGUUCAGGAAGUUUAGCGAGUUAUGCAAGUACUAGUAGCAGUGGAAGUAGUGUUGGUAAUGGUCCAAUUAAUGGUAAUUAUUUGAGCACAAUGCAUCGUCUUAGUAAUCAAAAUUUGAGGAAUCCAUCUUUAACUGGAGAGUCUAUCAGUAGUAACUGGUCAGGUUUGAAUUCUCAAGGUCAGUGUUAA